UGAUAUUUGCCUACCCGCUUUAAUCCAUUUCGAAUGGGCCAAAAGGCGGCCCGCUGUCCACUGUAAUCUGACUAAAAUCUUAAACCCUAACUUCUUUUCAAUUUCAUUCGCAGAGUUCACAACCGACCAUGGGUAUUGAUCUGGAAGCGGGUGGCAAAAGCAAGAAGACGAAACGCACAGCUCCGAAGUCCGACGACAUUUACUUGAGACUCCUUGUGAAGCUUUACCGAUUUUUGGUGAGAAGAACCGGAAGUCAGUUCGAUGCCGUCAUCCUGAAGCGUCUGUUUAUGAGCAAGAUCAACAAGCCUCCGCUUUCUCUCUCCAGGCUCCUUUCCUUCAUGAACGGAAAGGAGGACAAGAUUGCUGUGUUAGUUGGCACUAUUACCGAUGAUUUAAGAGCUUAUGAUGUCCCCGCAAUAAAGGUUUGUGCUCUGAAGUUCACCAAAACUGCAAGGGCCAGAAUAGAGAAGGCAGGCGGUGAAUGUUUGACUUUUGAUCAGUUAGCUCUUCGUGCUCCUUUAGGACAGAACACGGUUCUGCUGAGAGGUCCUAAAAAUUCUCGUGAAGCAGUUAAACACUUCGGCCCAGCUCCAGGUGUUCCACACAGUCACACCAAGCCUUAUGUCCGUGCCAAGGGGAGGAAAUUUGAGAAAGCAAGAGGCAAAAGAAAUAGCAGGGGAUACAAGGCUUAAUUUUAUUGUUGUGAGGCAAAACAAAUAUCAUUUGCACUCUGGUAUUGGGAUUUUGCAAGAUAUUAUCUAUCAUUAGUGUGAAUUGUUUCACUCCAGUGCUUAGUUGAUUUCAAACUUUUUGAGGUGUAAAAUUUUGGAUCUUAAAUUUACUUAUAUACCCAAUUGUGUCUUAAAUUUUGUUGUUGGACAGUUCACACAAUCAUACUAUGGUGAAUGGGGCCUCAUCUAAUAAGCAAUUUGCCUCUCCAUUU
This is a messenger RNA of Cuscuta epithymum, 943 nucleotides long. The record is from the annotation of a GenBank genome assembly. Lineage: Eukaryota; Viridiplantae; Streptophyta; Magnoliopsida; Solanales; Convolvulaceae.